This is a messenger RNA of Leguminivora glycinivorella, 4047 nucleotides long. Its product is annotated as multidrug resistance protein homolog 49-like. The record is from RefSeq and is a predicted model, not a curated record. Bases 83 to 3844 code for a protein of 1253 amino acids. Lineage: Eukaryota; Metazoa; Arthropoda; Insecta; Lepidoptera; Tortricidae. Gene Ontology annotation, cellular component: membrane. Gene Ontology annotation, molecular function: ATP hydrolysis activity; ABC-type transporter activity; ATP binding. Gene Ontology annotation, biological process: transmembrane transport. The transcript has 26 exons.
UACCGCAUCGGCUGCGGCCUUGCAUCGCUCGUGCUUGUUUUAUUCACCCGUGAACAGCUGCUUCUACUAUAGUAUCGUAAUAAUGGGUGCUGAAAAACAUGAAGAAAAGAAACCUGAAUUGCCUGAAAGAGUUGCGUUCUUCGAAAUUUUCCGAUACGCGAGCUGGGCGGAGAUCGGCGCCACGCUGCUGGGCGUGCUGCUGGGGUUGCUCAGCGGCGGCGGCGUGUGCUACAACCUGGUGCAGUUCGGCGAGCUCAGCACCUCCUUCGUGGAGCGCACCGUGGGCACGGCCCGCCUGUCCAGCUACCUGCCGCUCACGCGCCUCUUCGGCGGCGGGAGACAACUUGUAAAUGCAUCACACGAAGAAAAUAUGCAAGCCCUUAUCGAAGAUGCCCAUGCCGUUUGCAUAGGAAUGUUCGUGUCUAUUAUUAUCUCCAUACUAUUUUGUAUGCUGUCCGUGGCUCUCAUCAAUUGGAGUGCUUUAAGACAGAUUACAAAAGUAAGAAAAAAAUUUCUUAUUGCUGUAUUGGGUCAAGAUAUGGCAUGGUUCGAUACUGAUUCCGAGUUCAAUCUUGCUUCGAGGAUGUCUGAGGACAUGAUGAAGUUGAAGGAAGGCAUGGGCGAGAAGCUGGCGGUAGUGUCCAACCUGCUGGGCACGGCCAUCAUCAGCAUCUGCCAGUCCUUCCCUCUCGGCUGGGAACUCACGCUUGCGUGUCUCACGGUGCUACCGUUCUCGUUGGCAGCCUCCAUAAAACUAUCCGAUUAUCAAUCCAAAUCUUCAGUGCGUGAGUUGAUGGCGUAUAGUAAGGCUGGAAAACAUGCCGAAGAAAUAUUUAAAUCCUUCAAAACAAUCGUGGCAUUUGCUGGUGAAAAAAAAGAAAUUGACAGGUAUAAGAAAUUGUUGGCGCCUGCGGAGCGGUACGGGCGCAAGCGCGGGCUGUACACGGGGCUGGGCACCGGCUUCAACUGGGUGCUCACCUACUCGCUCAACGCCAUCGGCCUCAGCUACGGAACUCGCCUCAUUAUUCGGGAUAUAGACAGCUCCGACCCGACCCGAUACGUGAUGGGUAAAAUGUUUUCCAUUAUGUUCGGCGUGUACAUGGCAACUCAGUCCAUAACAUUUAUAGUACCUCAUGCGGAGUCUUUUGCAGCGGCGCGUGCCGCGGCCGCCGGAGUGUUCAGUAUAUUGGACCGCGUGCCAAAUAUAAAUAGUUUGAGCCCUAAGGGACUUAAGCCCGGAAAGUUAGCUGGUUCAAUAACCCUGGAGAAUGUAACAUUUAGUUACCCUUCGAGGCCCGAAGUAAAAGUUUUAAAAGGAUUUUCUCUUCGCAUAAACCCUGGUGAAAACGUAGCGUUGGUGGGGUCGUCGGGAUGCGGAAAAUCUACGAUACUACAACUCUUGCAACGCUUGUAUGAUCCGGCCUCCGGCGUGGUUAGAAUUGAUAACUACGAUUUGAAGACCUUAAACGUUGGCAACUUGAGGUCUUCUUUAGGUGUCGUCGGCCAAGAACCUGUACUAUUCCGAGGUACAAUCCGCGACAACAUAGCGAUUGGGUAUCCGGAAGCGAGUGAUAAAGAAAUUGUCAAAGCAGCAACCAUGGCGUAUGCUCACGAUUUUAUAAGCCGAUUACCUAAUGGUUACGACACGAUGAUAGGCGAGCGCGGCGCGUCGCUGUCGGGCGGGCAGAAGCAGCGCGUCGCCAUCGCGCGCUCGCUGCUUCGGCAGCCCAGCAUCCUGCUGCUGGACGAGGCCACGUCCGCGCUGGACCCGCAGUCCGAGCGCCAGGUGCAGGCCGCGCUCGACAAGGCCAGCGUCGGCAGGACCACUCUCACCGUCUCCCAUAGAUUGUCAACCAUUAUCAACACUGAUCGUAUAAUAUGCAUGGACCAGGGUGUCAUAGUAGAGUCGGGCACACAUGAAGAACUUUUGAAAGCCAAAGGCUUUUAUUAUAAACUAGUCAACGCCAGUGGUAAUAUAAAAGAAGUGGUCGUAACAGAAUCUUUACCCGAAGAAGAAGAAAAUAACUCUGAGCGACUAGAGAAUGAAGUUCACCGUGAAAUCAAAAGGCGCUCUACUAAAAGAAUAGUCAGGCAGUACUCUAGUAGAAAAGAGCCUUGUGACUGGAUGACUCCUCGUAGCUCCAUUUCCUCAGUAGUUUCAAAUGGUUUGCAAAACUUUUCACGUAGAUAUGGAGAAGAAAUAAGGGAAAUAGAGGACGACCAGGAGGAAGUGAAACCCGUGAGUGACUGGGACUUGUUGAAGCUGAAUGCACCAGAAUGGCCGCUCCUCACCAUCGGAGCCAUCGCCGCCACCAUCCAGGGUGCUUGCUUCCCGGCGUUCGCUGUGCUUUUAGGGUACACUGUAGCGAUUUUCACGUCCUCUGACCCCGAGUAUCUAGUGAGCAUGGCGGAUCUGUACUCGGGUCUGUUUGUGGUGGUGGCGGCGGUGGCGGGAGUGACCAUGUGUCUGCAGAGCGUCACCUUCACCAACUCAGGCCUGAAGAUGACUACACGCCUUCGCCAGCAGUACUUCGCCAGUUUACUCGUGCAGGAAAUAGGGUACUUCGAUCGCGAGAGCAACACAGUGGGGGCGCUGUGCGCGCGGCUGAGCGGCGACACGGCGGAGGUGCAGGGCGCCACGGGGCUGCGCAUCGGGCUCAUCCUGCAGGGCGUCAGCUCCGUCGUCAUCGGCUUCCUGCUCGCCAUCAGCUACAACUGGAAGCUCGCGCUACUCGGCGCCGCGUUCUUGCCUUUAAUGGUGGGCAGCAUCUGGCUGGAAGGCAUGAUGGCGCAGAAGUCGGUGCAGCAGGAGCGCGACGCCAUGGAGUCGGCCACCUCCGUCGCCACCGAGGCCGUCGUCGGCAUCAGGACCGUGCAGAGCUUGGGCAUAGAAGAUAAUUUCAUAAAGAAGUUUGAAGCGGAGUUGGUGGUGUCGUGCUCGGCCGUGGCGCGCAAGGGGCGCUGGCGCGGGCUGGUGCUGGGCCUGGGCGUGUACGUGCCCUUCAUGGCGUUCUGCAGCGUCGUCGUCUACGGCGCCACGCUCGUCGCCUACGAGGGGCUCGCCUUCUCCAUCGUCUUCUUGGUAACAGAGGCAGUAAUGUACGGCGCAUACAUGCUGGGCCAAUCGUUGGUGUACGCGCCCAGCUUCCAGGCAGCCAAGGAUUGCGGCGCGCGCAUCCUGUCCGUCGUUCACCGCCACCCGCAAGUCACCACGGAGCCCGGCGUCAACGACUCCCCGCACUGGUCUGCUACCGGUAAAUUCGGAAUCAAAGAAGCUGAGUUCAGGUACCCGACGCGGCCGCACAUCCCCGUGCUGCGCGGGCUGGAGCUGCAGGUGGAGGCCGGCAAGACGGUGGCGCUGGUGGGCGCCUCCGGCUGCGGCAAGUCCACCGUGCUGCAGAUGCUGCAGCGCUUUUACGAUCCUGACUCGGGGACUGUCGAGUUGGACGGGCGAGACAUCCGGCGGUCGCUGACGCUGCCGCGGCUGCGGCGGCAGCUCGGCGUGGUGCAGCAGGAGCCCGUGUUGUUCGACCGCUCGCUCGCCGACAACAUCGCCUACGGGGACAACGCGCGCGCGCCCUCCAUGGACGAGGUGGUCGCCGCCGCCAAGCAGGCCAACAUACACGACUUCAUCGUAUCUUUACCGCAGGGAUACGAUACAAACCUCGGGGCGAGCGGCGCGCAGCUGUCGGGCGGGCAGAAGCAGCGGGUGUGCAUCGCGCGCGCGCUCAUCCGCUCCCCGCGCCUGCUGCUGCUCGACGAGGCCACCUCCGCGCUAGACGCCAACAGCGAAAAGGCUGUCACCGAAGCUUGGAGAAAGCGUCGAAAGGCCGGACGUGCAUAACUAUCGCUCAUCGGCUGUCCACUAUUAAGGACGCCGAUCUGAUCUGUGUACUGGACAAAGGUAAAAUCAUCGAAAAAGGCACCCACAAUCAACUGAUAGAGAUGAAGGGCUACUACUACCGAAUGGAAAAAGGACAACACCUCGCCUGAAGUUGAAAACGUAUUUCUUUGUACAUAAAAAAGUCAUUUAGUUAAAGAAUUAUA